AUCUGAAAAGUAAAAGGCCACGAGUCUUUGAGGUUUUGACAACAAUAUGACAGUGACAGUCUACUGACGGUUUUGGACGGUGACAUUUGUAUUUUAAUUUGUUUUGUGAAUGUGUAACCCAUAGUGCGUAGGCAAUAUCGAGAAAUUAUAUAUUUAUUCUGUAAAAAAUCAUAUUAUUUAAGGAAAUACGGUUAUAAAAUGAAGUGGUAUUCAGGAGGAAUUGCUGAAGCAAUCACAUAUUCCAAGUCAAGAGGAUCUGUAUUUGUAGUUUAUAUCGAAGGUACCGAUGAAAUAUCGCAAAAAAUUACCGAACUUAUAGAUAACGGCGAACUUGGUCAUAAAUUGGAACAGGAUUGUUUUGUGGCUAUUAAAUUGCAAGGAGGAUCUAUAGAACAUCAACAAUUUAGCGAAAUUUAUAAGGGACCAACCAUUCCCUCAAUCUAUCUUAUUGGCAAAAAUGGAGUUCCUUUAGACAUCAUUACAGGAAAAGAUAAUUUAGAUAACAUAUGCCAAAAGAUCGAUAACACAUUAUCAAAAGCAGGAGUAAAUGUUCACCACAUUUCUGGCGUUUCAGGAUCAGUUUCAUCCGAUAAUUUUAUUAAAAACGAAUUGGCUGCGGCGGAUAAUCCAAAAGUUGUAUGUGAUACUGAGGUUUGUAAAAUUGUUGAUAACAAAAGUCCUGAAGAUGAUUCAGCUAAAACCAUAAACAGUGAAGUAUUACUAAAUAAAGAAAAAGAAAAUUCAAAUAACGAUGAAAUGCUAAAAGAAAAUAUAGAAGAAAAAGAAGAUGAAAGUCAACUAGUUAAACUAGUAGAGGAAAAGAAAGAAGAGGAAAAGAAAGAUGAAAUACCUGAUGAUUCUCUAGACUUAUCGGCUGAUGAGAAAGUACAGAGGGCUAAGGAAUUACUAGAGUUGAGAAGGCAACAAAAAGAGCAAGAAGAGAAAGAGAGCGAAAGACAGAAAGAACUGGAGCGUCGCAAAAUGGGCGCAAACGUCCAACAAUUAAAGAAAUGGCAAGAAGAUCAGGAAAUGAAGCAACUCAAAGAAGAAAGGGAACGUGAAAAACGCGAAAACCAACAAGCCAGAGAACGGGUUUUGGCGCAGAUAGCCCAAGAUCGCGCCGAAAGAUUAUCCAGGUCCCAAUCCAGUUCCCCACCUUCCGCUCCAGAAUCAUCGAAAUCGGCGCCUCAAUCCCAAUCUCCGCCGAAAGUGACCUCGAACACAACCCGCCUUCAAUUCAAAUUGCCCGACGGGUCAUCAAGCACGCACGAAUUUGAGAAUUCAGACACCUUGGACAUCGUCAUCUGUUAUAUUAAAUCGAACUUACCCUUACCGUUUAGCAAUUUUACAUUGUCUACUGUGUUUCCGCGAAGAGAAUUCACCAAAAACGAUUACUCGCAAACGCUGGUUGACUUGCAGCUUAGUCCUACCGCUGUGAUACUGAUAUUGCCCCAAAACAGCGGACCGGUCGCCAGUAAUCCAGGAGGCAGCUUAACUGCGUUGAUAUACAGCCUCCUGUCGCCCAUAUUUGGGUUGUUUGAUUAUCUGAAGAGUUUGGUGUUUGGAACUCCUUCUUCUAGCGGAAGACCCCAGAAGAGGCCGCCACCCGAUGAGCCCAUGGAAUCCCAGAGGUUUUCCAAUUCGAAGAGAAAGGUAACAGAUCCAAGUACCGUGGUGAGACGUCAAGGAAACAUUCACAGAUUGUCUGAUACGAACGAUAGCGAUGAUGAAAACAACACAUGGAACGGAAACUCCACACAACAGAUGUGAAUGUCUAACUUUAUAAGAUUUAAUAUCUAGAUACAUAUUUUAAACAAUUUUACUAUUUCAAAGAUUAUUACUUAUUACAUUAUUUUUAUUCGA
Molecule: messenger RNA, 1863 nt
Organism: Psylliodes chrysocephalus
Lineage: Eukaryota; Metazoa; Arthropoda; Insecta; Coleoptera; Chrysomelidae
Source: the annotation of a GenBank genome assembly